This is a messenger RNA of Schizosaccharomyces osmophilus, 870 nucleotides long. It is a transcript of the gene rhp14, whose product is annotated as XP-A family-like protein Rhp14. Gene Ontology annotation, biological process: nucleotide-excision repair involved in interstrand cross-link repair; nucleotide-excision repair, DNA damage recognition; base-excision repair. The coding region runs from base 1 to 870 and encodes 289 amino acids. The record is from RefSeq and is a predicted model, not a curated record. Gene Ontology annotation, cellular component: nucleotide-excision repair factor 1 complex. Gene Ontology annotation, molecular function: damaged DNA binding. NCBI's taxonomy places the organism in Eukaryota, Fungi, Ascomycota, Schizosaccharomycetes, Schizosaccharomycetales, Schizosaccharomycetaceae. The transcript has a single exon.
AUGGAGCAAACGGAAGGCGCGCCAUCAAAUACGACGAUUCAAGAACAGCGCCAAGAAAUUGAGCGAUUGAAACAGUUGACUGGUGCCGAAGAGGUCAAGGUUGAAGGCUCAUUAGCAAAUAAACGAAAGCGUGGUCAGCUCGACAACUCUGAAAUUACCAAAGACUAUAUUGAAUAUGAUUUUUCCAAAAUAGAAGACACCAAGGGUGGUUACCUAGUGGAAGAAAACAGACAAGCAACUGACCUUCGUGAAAAGCCAGCGGAGCGAGAACUUCGUGAACAACAAGAGCGGCAGAAAGCCCUACGCAAAGAACCUUUGAAUUUGGAUCCGGAAACAGCGCCCAAAUGUGAAGACUGUGGAUCCAUUGAGCUCGAUUUGCGAUACUUGGACGUAUUCAAGUGUAAAGUGUGCCAUACUUGUCGUGAAAAGAUACCAGACAAGUAUUCCUUGCUUACGAAAACUGAGUGUAAACAAGAUUACUUACUGACGGAUCCGGAAUUAAGAGAUGCAGAAGUGUUACCACAUCUGUUAAAGGCAAAUCCACACCAACAAGGAUGGUCGAACAUGAUGCUUUAUCUUCGUUUUCAGGUGGAGAAAUUUGCUAUAAAUAAAUGGGGGUCUUUAGAAGAGUUGGAUCGAGAGUUUGAGCGAAGAGAAGUUCAAAAACAAGAACAAAAGGAAAAAAAGUUUGAAAAGCAAUUACUCGAGCUACGAAAGAAAACAAAGACCAGCAACUAUAGUAGAAUGAGCAUACGUGAAAAGAAAAAGCAUAAACAUUCAUACGACGAAGCCUUUGAAAGACCCGAUCAGCCAGGGAUUAUUGUUCAGCGAUGUGAAUGCGGCCUUGAAAUAGAACAGCUGGAAAUUUGA